AUGCCAGAGAAUAAGCAAACAGCAGGAUUAAGUUAUGCAACGUCAGAUGCAUCACUUCAUGAGCAAGUCGAAAAAUUUUGGAUAAUCGAAGAAGUCGAGCAGCAGUCACCCCGCUCCAAGAGUGACAAAUUAUGUGAGACGGAUUUCUUACAAACUUAUACGCAAGAAAAGGAUGGACGAUUCACCGUCAGUCCACCCUUUCGAAGAGAUCCAAGCGAACUAGAGUUAGGCCACAUGAGCUUAGUAGCUGAAACGGAAUGCGAGCCCUCGCAAAUACAUUAUAUUCCACAUCACGUUGUAAUCACUCAGUUUAACGAUCGUUCAAAACUACGAGUGGUAUUCGAUGCAUCAGCAAAGACCAGCUCCGGUGUAGCACUCAACGACAUUCUACGCGUGGGACCUACUAUUCAACCGACAUUAUUUGCAACGGUGUUACGUUUCAGACAGUAUCAAUUUAGGCCUGACAGCAACCUACCGGUACGAGAAUAUCGACUAAACACAGUGACUUAUGAGUUAGCCUCAGCUCCCUUUCUAGCCAUCAGGGCAUUGCAACAAGUAGCGCUUGAUAAUCAACAAGCUCAUUCAUUGGCUAGUCGAGUAAUUUGUCAUGAUUUCUAUGUGGAUGACUUGCUAACUGGUUGCGAUGAAUUAAAUCAGUUGCAGUCGUUAAAGCGAGAUAUUAUUAAGAUACUAGAUGCUGCGGGAUUUCAAUUGACAAAAUGGAAUUCGAACGAACCAUCUCUCAUCUCACCAAUUGAAGAAGAAGAGAGACAGACCAUCAACAUCGGAGACGAAGUAAAAACUCUUGGACUCACAUGGAACUCCGUGAAGGACACCUUCCAGUAUCGUGUCACAUUGAAAGACACCGAUACUAGAAUCACGAAACGCGCUGUAUUAUCUAUUACAUCACAAAUAUUCGACCCUCUUAGAUUGAUAGGACCCGCAACAAUAAAGGCGAAGAUGCUACUACAGCGGAUGUGGCAAUUGAAAUUAGCGUGGGAUAAAUCUUUGCCAAACAAUUUGCAUACAGAAUGGAUCGAAUACGCACAAAACCUCUCCGCAAUAAACAAUAUCCGUAUUCCACGCUUAGUAGCCUGUCGAGAGCCUGUAAAGAUCGAAUUACAUGGCUUCUCAGAUGCAUCAGAAGGUGCUUACGGAGCAUGCUUGUAUGUGCGCUCUGUCGACAAACAUGGAAAUCAACUCAUCCGUCUGCUCUGUGCAAAAUCCAGAGUGGCACCACUUAAGACAAUCUCUAUACCACGCCUGGAAUUAUGUGGAGCAGUAUUGUUAGCCAAGCUAGUUCAUCAAGUUAUAGAAAUACUGUCGAUACCAAUUCAUGCUCGAUAUCUGUGA
Molecule: messenger RNA, 1353 nt
Organism: Linepithema humile (Argentine ant)
Lineage: Eukaryota; Metazoa; Arthropoda; Insecta; Hymenoptera; Formicidae
Source: RefSeq, a predicted model, not a curated record